CGCCAUGAUUACUAUUUCUGCUUGAAUUACGAAUAUAAACAAGCUAUUCCGAGGCCGUUGAGCAUCACAUUGCGCUCCGCGACGCAACACAAAAAUAACCGCAGUGCAUUUCGAAUCUCGGUGCGGCUCGUAAGCAUGAGACAUGACCCGGCGGAGCGUGCCACCGCCGUGUCGAACGGAGACGUAACUGGAGAUUGGCAGGAGGGGGCAGCAGGCCGCUGACGCUGGCUGGUUUUGCGGGGACUUUAGGCUUAGAGCGACAGCGACACUUGGCCGCAGGCACCGCUACGUCGGUUUCCCCGAGAACCGAAUGGUCGCCUGCGUCGAGAACUUGACCGAAUGUCAGGUAAAGAGCUGGCGCAGCUACAUCGCGUGUCGCGACGCCCCCAGUUGGAUCAUGCGCUCCUGAGAUGCCUUAUCUAGAGCAUUUCGGCCCCAGUGUGAGCUGCUGUCGCAGCUAUACCAGCUCGCGGACCUUGUAGCCGCGUUGAACGGUCUUUUUCCUCGCGUGCACGGUGACAAGAGGCUUAUGUUUUAGAAACUCGAGGCAAGUCUCGGCGCCGUUCUAGACGGAACGUCGCGUCUGGUUGAUUUCGAGAUGAAGAAGCUCUUCUCGCGCUUCGAGAGGAUUGACCAGGGCGCAGCUAGGGAAGCCAACAACUUUGUCGGAAAAGUUUUCACCGUGGGAAGGCACACCGUCACAGUUGAAGACGUGAUUGCUGAAGGAGGCUUCGCCAUAGUCUUUCUGGUGAAAGGAUCUAACAAUCUGCGAUACGCAUUAAAGCGUAUGUUUGUCAAUGAGGAACAUGGCCUGAAUGUCUGCAAACGUGAAAUACAGAUUGCAAGUAAUCUGAGUGGCCACAAGAACAUAAUUGGCUUUGUGGAUUCGGUUAUCAACCAUGUCGGUGGCGGGGUAUACGAGGUCCUCAUGCUCAUGCACUACUACAAAGGGCAUGUGCUGCAGCUGAUGAAUGACAAGCUCCAUACUGGAUUCUCGGAGCAGGAAGUUCUCAAAAUCUUUUGUGACAUUUGUGAAGCGGUGUCAAGGCUGCACCAUUGUCAAACACCCAUUGUGCACAGGGACCUCAAGGUGGAGAACAUUCUAAUCAGCGAUGCUGGCCACUAUGUAUUGUGUGACUUUGGUAGUGCCACUGCCAAGAGCCUCAAUCCUCAAGCGCAGGGAGUGGCAGCAGUCGAGGAGGAAAUCCUCAAGUACACAACGCUAGCCUACCGUGCACCUGAGAUGGUGGAGCUCUACAGUGGGAGACUUAUCACGACAAAAGCAGAUAUUUGGGCCUUAGGCUGUUUGCUGUACAAGUUGUGCUUCUUCAGUUUGCCCUUUGGUGAGAGCGCCCUGGCAAUUCAAAGUGGGAACUUCACCAUACCUGACAACUCGCGCUAUUCCAAGCAGAUGCAUUCCCUCAUCCGUUACAUGUUGGAAGUCCAGCCUGAGAAGAGGCCAGAUAUCUUCCAGGUGUCCUAUGUGGCAUUUUCAUUGGCAGGCAAAGACUGCCCUGUUCAGAAUCUUCAUAAUUCACCAAUUCCAAAUAUUGAACAGCUUCCAGUACCUCAGUGUGACAGUGAGGGCAAAAUGUCAUCAUCAAAGCCUCCAAGAUCAUUGCAGGUACCAGUUGCAGAGGGCACGUCGGUAGCACCUCGGCAGCGGCCCAAAGGGUCGCAAGCACCACCAGGUGUUGGCGGGCUGCCCCUCAUCCCCCAAAAUGCUUUGCCAUCCUCUCGACGCCCCACACCUACCACUCCACAGCCACAGGUGCCCCCUGUUACACCAAACCCUGGAAGUGAUCCUAAAGAGGAAACAGUUACACCAGACAUUUCAAGUCAUCAAAGUGAAGGUCAGCUGGAUAUCCAAGUGUUUCUUGUGGGUCCUGUGGGUAAUUCUGAUUAUGAAGGCGUACGAAGUCCAUGUGCUGCAACAACACCAUUUGGUGCCAAUGCCAAGCCUGGUCUCCUGCCACCACCACCCCAGGCAUCUGCAUCGGCACCAUCUUCGGCAAUCACUACUCCGAGUCAACCCAGCCAGCCUGGCUCUAAGCUUGGAUCCAGCUCACUCGAGGCAUUCUUCACACCAUACUGCUCUGGCGAACAGAACUUUGCGAGUGCUACAUCACAGGGUAGCAAUGGUGCAGCGGUAUCGAGCGUUACGGGAGACCAGGCACCAUUUUCUGCAGCGUCUAAUGGGCCUGUGGUUGGUGGCAGCAGCGGUGGUUCAUUCGUGCCUUCCGGAUCAAAUCUUGCUACUCCAGCUGCACCCUUAACAGGACAGCAGCAGCAAGGGAUUCAGGCUCAGGGUGUCAGUGUGGACAUGAUCAGCAGUACACAGCCUUUGUCAGGAACCUCAUCAGAGCGCUUGGCACCCGCCUUGACGCCACCAUCGUCUCCUACUCCAAGUCAGAAAAGCCAUCAUCGGCGUAAUGUCAGUGACACGUCGGCCUUUGUCAAGCCAUUUGUGCAGGAAACGUCCCAGUUCCUGGCUCCUUUUGAAGUCUCACUGGGCCGUGCUUCAUCCCCACAUGAGGGCAAUCCCCACUGGAACCCAUUUGCUGAGUCUGCAUCUGCCUCUGCAGUGGAUCCUAUAGAUCCUGAAGACCAUCUGUUUGGCCAGGAGUUUGAUAAGAUACGACGAGGCUCGCAGAGCAGCAUAUCCAAUGUGAAGAGUCGUGAGAGUCUAGUCAUGAGCAGUGGCGACUUAGUGGAUCCAUUUGGGGCUGCACCAUUCAACCGUUCAGGUAAACCAGGCCGGGCAAGAAACUCUUCUGGAAAGACUGCAUUGAAUCCUCUGUCUACUACUUCGUCCCAGGCUGGAGGACCUUUAGAUGAAGAGGCAGCUGGCUAUGUGCCACUGUAUGAAGAUCAUGGUGAUGGGAUCGUCAUUCGGGCUCGACAUUGCAGCGAGAACUCCAGUGCUUCUCAGGAGGGCAGCCAGGGUGGGAGGUCUACCAAGGAAGCACUGGCAUCGUUUGGAGCCUUUGCCAGAAUACCAGUUGAGGAUCGCUCCAAGUAUGAAAAGCUUUUAGAUGAUGUUGAUGAAGAUUAUGCUCGAGGUGAAUCCAGUCGAAAACACAAGCUAGCUGGAGACGAGGACAAAGAUUCCAUUGGCUCUGCAAGUGAUUUACAGGCAAGGGUUGAGCUGAGUGAAGAAGAGGAUGCCGUGGAAGUUGGUCGACAGAGGGCAAGCAAGAGGUCUGAUCCUAAAAAAGAACUUUUUGUUGUGAGUAAGCCGCCCUUAGUACCAGCAGAUGGUGGUGCAAGAGUUCUAGAAACCGGCAGCUUGCAGGCGCGUGGCUUCCAAGACAUGUUUGUUGGGCAUAUGGAGGGUGAUAAGCCGCUGCUAGAGGAUGAAGAUCAGCUGUCUGAGACUGAGAUAAGGCCUCCUGCAGAGGAGGAACAGCCUAGUGUCGGUAAGGUUCAGAAGAGCCUGCUUCCUCCGCCGAAGCGCGAGUCGUUUCCGACGGAAGGAGCAGUGGCUAGCAGGGAUAGUGCUGAUGUUUUCACGCAAGCUCCUUUCCGCAAGCCAAGGCCACCAAGAAAGCUGUCUGAGCCCGCCAGGCCAUCGGUUCAUGCCACAAGCAGCUCCUCUGUAGUCCAACCAUCAGUGUCUUCAGUGCCACCACUUGCGUUGCCAACUGCUACAACUGUUACGACACCUCCAGUAACACAGCAACACAGCUACACACGCUCGGCAUUUUCUGACUAUAAGGUGGCAGCACAAGAUUACCGUAUGGACUAUCAGCGCCUCUCUGUACAUGCAAACUCUGAAAGCGAGCUGACCAGAGGACACUCAGAGGCAGAUCUUUUUGGUUCGGCUCCAUUCACCCAUCUGAAGGCAACCCCUAAUAACAAGGGCCUGUUCACUGAAAGCAUGUCAGCAGUGCCACAGCCAGCAAGCCGCCAUAACUCUGUCGUGUCAAUGUCUGUGGCACCGCAGCCCCAUGCACCUACCAUUCCAACACGCACGCAGAGUCAUCAAGACCUCUUUGGAUCUACCCCGUUUGCUGUAGAAAAUACUAGCGGUUUGCGAGAAACAAUGGAAGCAACUUUAGCUACAGCAGCUCGCACUGGCAAUGUUGCCAAAACUCUUCCCGAUUCUCCUGAGAGCCCAACAAGCUCGGACGAGGAAGGCAGCGUGAGGAAGUUUCGUAAGGACAAAAAGCGUUAUCAGCAGCUCAGGACAGAAGAUGCAAUUAUGACUGAGGAUCUAGUUGAAGGAGGCCGUCGAGUUGCUGCACAUCUGCGCACUUCAGCAAGUCGCAAGGACAAGCGGAAAACAGAGAAAGCAAGCAAUGCAUUCUCAAACCUCAGCUUUGAGGACAUUGGCAGUGAGGAGGACGCAGCAGCAAGCAGCUUUGUUACCGAGGUCCAUUUCAGGACUUCUGCAGUGAGCAAAUGAAUGCUCUCUCUCACUUCCCUGUCAGCAGAAAGUGCAAGCUUAUGAAGCAAGAUGUGAUAGUACUAUUUGUACAUUGCGAUAAUUAUGUAUUAUUAUUGUUACUAUUAUUGUGUUGGCAACACAUUUAUAUAUUAUAUACAUAUAUAUAUAAAUAUAUAUAUAUAUAUACAAGCCCCACGUAAUUAUAUUAGAAAGAAUGUUCUCAUUUGUUUUCACUGUAAUUGACAGAUGAAUGUGAGGUGACAGCUUGAAAGGGCUGGCCAAAGUAUGUCAGCUUUUGUUUCUCAUCUAUGGUUUUAGCUUUCCUCCCCCUUCACUCAAAACAAGGGUAGCAUGCACGUCAAUCAAAAAAAUCUCCCAUUGUAUAGCAGGAACAAGUGUUCUUGUGGACACUGGUGCUUUUGUUUGCUUUUUUGUUUGAAACACACUGGCUCAGAGAACCUGUUAAAAUGUAUGCUUGUUAGCCUAGUUUUCUUGUAGAUCGUGAUUUCCUGUCAUUGGUGCUUGCUUUGUUGCGUGCCAACGUGUGUGACUUGGGGAGCUGCACUUAACUGAAUGGUAGGGUAGCGACUUUCUGGGGCAUCGGCCUGUUCGUGCUGGCUCUUGUUUCUCAGAACUCAGACCUACUUCAUCUUGUUUGUCUGCUGCAGUGAUGUUAUUUAUUUCUGCUGAGGGUGGUCUCGCAUGUAGCACUAAUUUAAAAGCCGAAAUCCGUAGCAAGGUAGCAAAUUUAAAGUGUUGCAAGUUGUGCUGCAAAUUCAGUUCUUUCAGAAGCAUGGUAACAUGCCAUUGUCAUGUGCACUCAAGUCAGUGAUGGUGCCACAUGUUAAUGCUCUUCUUGUGACUUCAUUGGCUUUCAUCACCAAAUAUUGAGAUUUGCCUGUCCAGGCAGGCCAUGUUGCCUUUUAAAGUGUGUGAUCUGUUCUUCAUUCUGUGCUUUAAUUUCAGAGAUGCAAUUCACUACACGUCUGAUGACAUAUUUUUUUUUUUUCACAUGUUAUAAUGAAUUACUUGCUUCUUACAGCUAGAACUGUACUGCAGCCUAGAUAUUUCUUCUUGAACUGAAUGGCAGAGACAUAGGAUCUUAAAGAUUAUAUCUACUAAAACAAAGGUCAGUCUAAGAGUCUACAUAUAUUAGGAAAAUACUUCCUCUAUGUUUUAUAGAUUAGUUGUAGGUAUUUAAUAAAAAAGUGCUAACCAACAA
Molecule: messenger RNA, 5612 nt
Organism: Rhipicephalus sanguineus (brown dog tick)
Lineage: Eukaryota; Metazoa; Arthropoda; Arachnida; Ixodida; Ixodidae
Product: AP2-associated protein kinase 1
Exons: 17
Coding region: 599-4408 (1269 amino acids)
Biological process (GO): protein phosphorylation
Molecular function (GO): ATP binding; protein kinase activity
Source: RefSeq, a predicted model, not a curated record